CCCAAACAGUACAUACAAUUAACUCCCCCACACCCGCCGUUCUAAGCAGGCAAUCAUCCAGCCCUCCUCUUCCUCUCUCUCCCUCACCUAUCCUUCCACUUCCUCCUCCUCCUCUUCCUCCUCCUCCUCUCUUCAACAACACAACCCUCUUCCCCUCCCACUCCGUGUCACACUCUACCUUCGCGUAACUCCAUAACUCCAUACAUCGCCACCACAUACCAUCACCACCUGAUAUUAACCCUUUGGAAUCUGGACAGCUAGUCUCGUCCCACUAAAUUAUUCGCGGUCAAUACGCUGGUAGUGGUUCUCGUACCUACUUAAAUAGCUCACCUCGAACCCGCAUACCUCAUCGACAACAUGGCGUCUCCUAGUUCCGCGUCGCCAGAGACGCUCAUUACCGUGAAGGUCGCUCACGACAAGAACAUCCGUCGCUUCAAGCUUGCGUUGAAGGAAGUCGGGCCCAGCGUUUUCCAGGGAAAGAUAAGAGAACUACUCGCCUUGCCGCCCACACAGAACGUCAAGUUUGAGCGAUAUUCUGACAGUGCUGCGAGCUUUGUCACGCUCGACCCCGAGAACACCGGUGUCUACAAGCAGCUCUUCAGAGCUGCCAAGGCUAAACUGAAGCUUCGCAUCAGGGUGACGACGAUUACCGAGGACAACGCUCCUACAGAAGCCCAAGAUCUGGCCGACCGUGUCUCUCUUCCACCAUUGUAUUCGACCACCAACGUCAACGCUUCUUCUUCCCAGUCGACGCUUUCCCCUCCGAUCGCUACUCCGACCGUUGACUCCGCGCAACUCGACGACGUUGUCGCCAAGGCCGUUUCUUCGUACUGCACGAGCAGCGAUUUCACGAGCCAACUGCGUGACACUGUUCGCGAGGAGGUCGGGAAGGUCGAGAAGGUCGAAAAGGUCGAGAAGCAACAGCCGGAAACAGCCGACCUCAUCAACCUGUCUAGGAGCUCGGAAUCGUUGGGCACUCAGCCUGAUGUCGAAAAGUUGAUCCAGUCCCUUCACCAGACCCAUAUCAACUGUAACUUCGCCAUCUACUGUAACGUGUGCAACGGCACUAUCGACGGAUCGCACUACCAUUGUGAUUUGUGCGAUGGAGGUGAUUACGAUCUCUGCGAGAAGUGCGUUGACCGGAGUAGCCACUGCUACGACAGCGAGCACUCGUUGACUAAGCGAGAUAUCGUCGGUGGACGACCUGUCGUCCAGGAGAGAAACAGCAAGAGCAUGUGCAAGACUCGCAUCUGUAAUUCCUGCGUUGGCCGGUUCGGAGACGAGCAGUGCGUUGUCUGUUUGGAUUGCAAGGACUAUGAUCUAUGCCUCUCUUGCCUGCGCGCUGGAGAGCACGGCCACGACCCUCGACAUGGUUUCGUCCGUGCUAAGACGACCGUGACUUUGUCUAAGGAAGACGAGGCUCUUUGCGACCGCUGUGACCAGGCAAUCACCGGCAUUCGCCACAAGUGCAUCGACUGCCCCGACUGGGAUUACUGCCACGAGUGUAUCUGGGUCGCCAGCGAACACCAUCCUGGACACCGCUUCGUCCAGGUUCUCGACAGCCUGACCGUUGCACCGCUUGGUUUCCACCUUUCCGGUGUGAGGCACAACGGAGUUUAUUGCGAUGGCCCGGUCUGUGCACAGUACGGAAACGGAUGCAUUCGAGGUCCUAGAUACAAGUGUGCCAUCUGCCCAGAUACAGACUUCUGUGGCACUUGUGAAGCUUCGCCUUUGAACCGCCACAACUCCAGCCAUCCUCUGAUUAAGUUCAGGACUCCGAUCCGCAAUGUUCACGUCACAACUACUGAUAACACCAAUACCGUGAUGGGUGACUUCCCGGAACCCGAAGUUAAGCGCGAGUCCAGCGGCAACACUGCAAGUGAGGUUCACACUAUCGCGGACGUCAAGCCUACUGAGGAGUUUACCCCUCCUGUCGAGAGCGCUGUCAAGGCGGUUGAGGAGGUUGUUGAGGAGGUCGUUGAGGCCGUCGAGAAGGUCGUCGAGGAGGUUGUUGAGGUUGUCGAGGAGGUUCAGGUUCAGGCAGAGCCCGUUAAGGUGAACGUCUUGGAGCCGUUGUCCGCUACCUUCAGCGGUGACAGCAUUGCCGAUGGCACCAGCCUGCCCGUCGGACAGGAGUUCACCCAAACGUGGUAUAUGGAGAACACUGGCACCACUUCUUGGCCCGCUGGUGUGACGGUCAAGUUUGUCGGUGGUGACUACAUGUUCCUCAAGUCGGACACGUAUUCUCUGGACGCUACGGUUACCGAUUGUGAGAUUAAGCCUGGCGAGACUGCUAGCUUCUCGGUCGGACUUUCUGCUACCUGGCCUCCCAACAAGGCCUUCAUCUCCUACUGGCGUUUGACGGCUCCAGAUGGUAGACGCUUCGGCGACAACAUUUGGUGCAGCAUCAACGUUGUGGAGUCUCAAGAGGCCCCCUCGGAAGUGGCGCCGGAACACGAGGAGGACAGGCAGUCGGAGACUUACAGCUCCGAGAGCGUGGUCGACGCCAACAGCGUCAAGACUGAGAGUGUUAGGGAGGAGAAGAACGACUUCGAGAGUAUUGCCGAGAUCAUGGUUAGGUCCCAGGCAUCCUCCGAGAUGGUCUUCCCCAAGCUCGAGGUUGAGAGCCCGGUUCACUCGCUGGAGUCCCUCCCGUCGCGUGCCAGCACCGACCAGGCUGAGGAGAUCCCCAUGCCUGCUAGUCCCGUUAGCAAUUCGUCUCACAAGACUUUCGCGCUCAGCGAGAACGGCGAUAUCGAGGAGGAGGUCGAUAUCAGUUCGAUCGAGGGCAGCGAGGACUUCAUGACCGACGAGGAGUACGACGUCCUCUGCGCUUCCGACGAGGAGUUUGAGGACUGCGAGCGCCAUGUGUAGACGGACCGGACCUUUUAUUGCUCGGUUGGGUAAAUUGUUCUCUUGCUUGGAAUUGGGAUGGUUGGAAACGGUGGAGCAUUGGGUGUUUUUCUCAUUUCAUUAUUUUGGUAUUUUCAUGUUCUUUUACUGACUGGUUGGCCCGUACUGUUUGCUUUUGUGUACUUCGUUUGUCCGUUCUCACGCUUUUUUUCUUCUUGUGGAGAUUUCUCGGGGGCUUCAUGGCAGUGGAAAAUGGGGGGAAGGGAAAUUGGACACUGAAGGGAUGGAAAGGGAAAACGUAUUGCUUUUGAUUGUCUGCUGCUGCUUCUUGUCCUUUCGUACCGUCUGUCUUCCACAGAACAGUCGCUCCUUAGGAAAUGUAUUUGUUAAGUAUGGUUCUUGAAUCUACCGUGCUGCAUGAUGAUGAACUUGCUCCU
Molecule: messenger RNA, 3290 nt
Organism: Tricharina praecox
Lineage: Eukaryota; Fungi; Ascomycota; Pezizomycetes; Pezizales; Pyronemataceae
Exons: 5
Coding region: 358-2874 (838 amino acids)
Molecular function (GO): zinc ion binding
Source: RefSeq, a predicted model, not a curated record